UAGGGCGUUGUAGAGACUUCGUCAUUCAUUCGCGGAGGAAAGUCUUGGGUUUCUUAAAGACGCAGCGAGUCACGCACAUCCUUAGAAAAAAAAAGAAAAAGAAAUUGUUUUGACCUCGUUCGGGUUUGAGGGGAACAAGAUUCCAAAUGCGCGCCUGCAGAGAGAGGGGCCGUGCGUAAAAAGACCUCCAGGCUCUUAGAAAGAUCUGCGUCGGACUUUUCAAGAGUUGGGUUGUUUUCUGUUUUUAUAAUCGUUCACGUGGAGGAGCUGAGCUCGCGCACUAGCAGGGGGUAUUUGAGCAUCGUUGGCUUCUUAUCCGAUUGAUUAGUGUUUGUUUGUUUUGUUGUUGUUGUUGGAGACAUGGCAAAGUUAUUCCGUGCAGCCAUCAUGGGUCCACCGGGAUCAGGAAAAGGCACGAUAUCCGAGAGGAUCGCGCACAGCUUUGGCCUGCAGUACUUGUCCAGUGGGCGCUUUAUACGCGAGGGCAUAGCAGCCAAAACAGAGGCAGGGCUGCUGGUGAGGAGCUACGUGGAGAGAGGCAUGCUGGUUCCUGACCCUGUGGUGAUCAGGCUGGUACUGCCCAAACUGGAGCAGCUGAGCAACCACAGCUGGCUGCUGGACGGUUUCCCCCGCACGCUGGCCCAGGCUCAGGCCCUGAACAACCUGUGUCAGCUGGACCUAGUCAUCAGCCUCAACAUCCCCUAUGAGACUCUGAGGGAGAGACUGAGUGAUCGCUGGAUCCAUCCGUCCAGUGGCAGAGUUUACAACAUGAGCUUCAACCCGCCUCAAGUUCAGGGUAAAGACGACGUCACCGGGGAGCCGCUGAUUCAGCACGACGACGACAAACCUGAGGCUCUGAUGGCGAGACUGAGACAUUACAAGGACGUGGCAAAGCCUGUGAUAGACUUGUACAAGUCGCAAGGAAUCCUGCACUCGUUUUCUGGUACAGAGACGGAUAGGAUUUGGCCUUACAUCAAUUCUCUUCUCAGCGCCAAGCUGCACACGCAGCCGUCCGACAGCCGGCAAACACAAACGCCCUGACACGGACCUGAGCGAAAAAACUACAGGGAAGAUGGUGGAAGUGGUAUUUUUUUUCCCCUAACAUGACGAAUUGAUGUUCCAAAAGCUGCACUAAGACACCAAUCAAGAGUUUGCUGAUUUUUCAGAUUAYUGGCUUUUGUUGAUAUUUUUAGAGCUUUGUGCUUAUGAUUGUAAAAAAAAAAAUACGUUUUUUAAAGUGAGACAAUCAAAGACUUUCAAGGCCUUUUUUCUUUUUUUUACAUUUUAGAUUUAACUUUUUUUUUCACUUGUUGAACUGUACACAUUGUCCACAGGAUUUCUUCAAAGGCUUUACUGAUAUUUCACUGGAAACCAAAAAUAGAAAAGUUGAUGGAACAUGUAAGACCAA
Molecule: messenger RNA, 1408 nt
Organism: Austrofundulus limnaeus
Lineage: Eukaryota; Metazoa; Chordata; Actinopteri; Cyprinodontiformes; Rivulidae
Gene: ak4
Product: adenylate kinase 4
Exons: 5
Coding region: 361-1041 (226 amino acids)
Biological process (GO): nucleobase-containing compound metabolic process
Cellular component (GO): mitochondrion
Molecular function (GO): AMP kinase activity; ATP binding
Source: RefSeq, a predicted model, not a curated record